Molecule: messenger RNA, 1750 nt
Organism: Sitophilus oryzae (rice weevil)
Lineage: Eukaryota; Metazoa; Arthropoda; Insecta; Coleoptera; Curculionidae
Exons: 7
Coding region: 248-1750 (500 amino acids)
Source: RefSeq, a predicted model, not a curated record
AUCCCUGUCAAACGUCUUGUUCUUGUCAGAAGUCAGUGAGUGUUUUCAAAUCAGUUGGCAAAUGGGGUUUUGAUAUUUUUAGGCACCGCUAUCAAGAAAGUCGACAGUUUUAUACCUCGAGACCGUCCUAGAAUGCCAUAUGGUACUCUCGGUACUUUGAGAGAGACGUUCGAUUCGUUUAUUUGAUUUAUCUGAAGCCAAUUAGUUCUGCUUCUCCCAGUUUCAGGAUUAGAGAUAUUAUCGUAUUAUGAACCAAGAUAAAUACUUUGAAAGAAGAAUGGUUGUGAACAAAUUCAGCAACAGGCCUCCUUUUGAUUUGAAGAAACCCCAAGAAUCUCUAAACAUCACCGAAAAUAUUAAAGAAUAUCCCGAAGAGAACUGCAUUAAUUGUUGCAAAAAUCGUUGCACCAAACAAAAACCUCCAGUUAUUCCCAAAUCAAAGAAAUUAUCCAAAACUGCUCCAGACAAAGAACUAGCUGACAAUACUGACAAUAGAUUAAUUAUAUCAAAGAUCAUAGAAAAUUUCCAGAAGGCCACUCCAUCUCGAGAACUCCACAGGAACUCCGACAUAAUCAACAAGGGUUCUGUAGAAACUUUAUACAGGAAAAGUACGAUUUCCAAGCUUGGGAAAAACAUCCCGGAACAUAAACUAAUGAAAAAUCUACUGAAAAACUUUGAGGCGGACUCUGAGAGAUGUCUGGCUCAAAAAAAGCGGAAUUUUGGCAAUAGGAAGGGUUCUAAAUGCAAGAAAAUCGCAGUAAAAAAGAAUGGACCGUUUAAUAGUUGUUCGAAAAUUAAUAAAAAAACUAGCACAACUGGAUUGGUUUGGCCUCCAAGGUCUGUAGAGAUGAUGCAUUUUUAUGAUAAUAAAAUGUCUAGUAAUCAUAACACUAUUUAUGAGGAUAUGGAGGAAAUAUCUAGUAAUAAUGAGAGUUCUAGACCGAUUUCUGAGGUGGGUGAUAUUGUUUUAAAGCGGAGAAAACUUACUAAACAGUUUAAAAACAAUAUUAGUGACGAGACAGUUCCAAAAAUGAGUUAUAAACCUGGAAGAAUAGAGACACUUCCAAAAACAAAUUCGAAAAAUAACAACGACAAAAAACUAAAACAAAACCUCUCCGAUAGACCAGAAAAGAAUAUUCGUAAAACUAUACCGAUGAAGGAAAAAAGUUUUGUUCAAAACCAAGUGGAAAAAUUGAACAAAGCAUCAAUAAGAAAAAAUAAAGAAAAGACGACAGAAACAGAGCGUCCAAAAUAUUGUUCACAAAGCGCACAAAAAUCGCAAUAUUUGGAGGUUAUGAAUAAAGUGAAAAAUACAAUUCCACAGAUUAAAAAUGUUUUUCAAAGUGAUAGUGAACAAGUUUGGUCUGAUCCAAGUUUCGAUGAGAUUGCGCCGCAAUAUAUUACGUUUCCUAAAGAAACAAGGAUGGCCAUAGAUCAACGUUUGAGCGAGAAGAGGUGUCCAAUACCGCUGUCAAAAUUUACGAAAAUUGACAAUGUCAAACCUGCCGUUGUUUUGAAUGCCGAGGAAACAAAUUAUAAUGAUUAUUGUCACUGUUAUGAUCAUGGAGACGGACCUGCUAAAACUCAAAAUUACCCAGCCGAAAGAAGAAAUACAACAGCAAAAACAACAAAUAAAUCAAAAUGGAAAAUUCCGAUGCCUUGCAAGAAGAACUUGUUAUGUGACAAAGGAGACCAUCAUAACGGGCCUUGUGGUUACACCCAUAAUUCUUUCAAUAAAGUCGUUUCUUAA